Molecule: messenger RNA, 6401 nt
Organism: Gavialis gangeticus (Gharial)
Lineage: Eukaryota; Metazoa; Chordata; Crocodylia; Gavialidae
Gene: RIC1
Product: RIC1 homolog, RAB6A GEF complex partner 1
Exons: 26
Biological process (GO): intracellular protein transport; retrograde transport, endosome to Golgi
Cellular component (GO): cytosol; Golgi membrane; Ric1-Rgp1 guanyl-nucleotide exchange factor complex
Molecular function (GO): protein binding
Source: RefSeq, a predicted model, not a curated record
CCCAAGCGGCUGCGCUGCCCGCUCGCCGCCCCGGAGCCACCGCACCACGUCCAGGCCGACCCGCAGCGCGCCCUCUUCGCCGUGCUGGCGCCCGCGCAGCUCAGCCUCUGGUACUGCCGGCCCAGUGUACUAAUUGUAAGCUACAAGGAAUUGACAAAAUCGGCUUCUCAGUUUGGAUCCUAUAAGCAAGCAGAAUGGAGGUCUGACAGCACUAUGAUAGCUGUUUCAACUGCAAAUGGAUACAUCUUAUUUUUUGAUAUCCCAUCAGCAAGAGACAAGUACCUUUAUGAGCCCAUGUACCCCAAGGGAAGCCCACAUAUGAAAGGAACUCCACAUUAUAAGGAAGAACAAUGUGCUCCUUUGUUAAAUUUAGAGCUGAAGAAAGUGCUGGAUUUGCAAGCAUCUAUCACAAGCUUACAGUCUAUGCAGGAGGAUCUGCUUGUUGCUACUGCUGAUGGACUACUCCAUCUUAUUCAUUGGAAUGGUAUGACAAAUGGAAGGAAGGCCAUCAACUUAAGUACUGUACCAUUUUCUGUGGACCUGCAGUCUUCACGAGCAGGAUCAUUUUUGGGCUUUGAAAAUGUGCACAUCAGAGAUAUGGAAUACUGUGAAACCCUUGAUGGGUUUGCUGUUGUUUUUAAUGAUGGAAGAGUUGGCUUCAUUACUCCAAUGUCAAGUAGAUUCACUGCUGAGCAGCUCCAUGGUGUAUGGGCACAAGAUGUAGUUGAUGGAACUUGUGUGGCGGUAAAUAACAAAUACAGAUUAAUGGCAUUUGGAUGUACCAAUGGCUCUGUGCAAGUUUAUACAAUAGACAACACCACAGGAGCCAUGCAGUUUUCUCAUAAGUUGGAGUUGACACCAAAACAAUAUCCUGAUAUUUGGAACAAAACAGGACCUGUUAAAUUGAUCAGGUGGUCUCCCGACAGCUGUGUUGUUAUGGUUACCUGGGAAUGUGGAGGCCUGUCCUUAUGGAGUGUUUUUGGUGCCCAACUUAUCUGUACUCUGGGGGGAGAUUUUGCAUAUCGGUCUGAUGGUACCAAAAAAGAUCCUCUAAAGAUCAGCUCUAUGACGUGGGGUUCAGAAGGAUAUCACCUGUGGGUGAUCGAUGGCAGUUGUUCUCAGAAUGUGGGAUGUGAGCCUGAUGCAAAGAGUAAGGCUUGUCAGUCUGGUAUUCUGCAAUUUCAGUUCAUCAAGAGUGCACUUACUGUUAACCCUUGCAUGAGUAACCAGGAGCAGGUCCUUCUUCAAGGAGAAGAUCGCUUGUAUUUGAACUGUGGGGAUGCAACGCAGGCCCAGAAUCCCAGAUAUACUUCAGCACACUCAGACCAUAAAUCCAUCAGGGAAAGGGCCACAUUUGCAGAUGGAAUUUUAGAUUCUCAGGGUUUAAGCACUUUAUUAGGACACAGACAUUGGCAUGUUGUACAGAUUCACAGUACAUACCUAGAGAGUAACUGGCCUAUAAGGUUUUCAGCCAUUGACAAGCUGGGACAGAAUGUAGCUGUUGUUGGCAAAUUUGGUUUUGCGCAUUAUUCUUUACUCACCAAAAAAUGGAAAUUGUUUGGAAACAUUACCCAGGAGCAAAAUAUGGUUGUGACAGGUGGCUUAGCCUGGUGGAAUGAUUUCAUUGUUCUUGCGUGCUAUAAUUUAAAUGACCGUCAAGAAGAGCUACGAAUCUACUUGCGAACAUCCAAUCUGGAUAAUGCAUUUGCCCAGGUCAUCAAAGUGCAGUCAGAAACAUUAUUACUCAGUGUCUUCCGAGACAUAGUAAUAUUGUUCAGAGCAGAUUGUUCUAUUUGCCUUUACAGUAUUGAGAGACGACCUGAUGGUCCUAACCCUACCGCCAGUGUUCAGGUUCUUCAAGAGGUGUCCAUGUCUCGUUACAUUCCUCAUCCUUUCCUUGUGGUGUCUGUUACUUUGACAUCGGUGAGAACAGAGACGGGCAUCAGCUUGAAAAUGCCACAGCAGGCCUGUGAGGCAGAAAGCAUUAUGUUAAACUUAGCGGGACAACUCAUCAUGGUGCAAAGGGAUCGGUCUGGCCCCCAGAUACGGGAGAAAGAGAGUAGCUCUAACCAAAGGAAGCUUCUGCCUUUUUGUGCUCCAGUUGUACUGGCCCAGUCUGUUGAAAAUGUCUGGACUACUUGCAGGGUCAACAAACAGAAGCGCCAUUUACUGGAGGCACUGUGGCUCAGCUGUGGUGGAUCAGGUAUGAAAGUCUGGCUUCCUUUGUUUCCCAGAGAUCACCGAAAACCACAUUCCUUUCUAUCAAGACGGAUCAUGCUGCCCUUCCACAUCAAUAUAUACCCUUUGGCUGUUCUGUUUGAAGAUGCCUUGGUUCUUGGUGCUGUUAAUGACACUGUGCUCUAUGACUGUUUAUACAAUCAAAGCAGUGCACAAGAACAUUUGGAGGUCCUCUUUCCUUUCUGCAUUGUUGAGAGAACCUCUCAGAUCUACCUCCAUCACAUCUUACGCCAGCUUUUGGUUAGGAACCUAGGUGAACAAGCCUUGCUUUUGGCCCACUCCUGUGCCACGUUACCUUACUUUCCUCAUGUGCUAGAACUGAUGCUUCAUGAAGUGCUGGAAGAAGAAGCUACCUCGCGGGAGCCCAUUCCCGACCCUCUCCUUCCCACUGUGGCUAAGUUCAUUACAGAGUUCCCCCUCUUCCUGCAGACAGUUGUUCAUUGUGCUAGGAAGACUGAAUAUGCUCUGUGGAAUUACCUUUUUGCUGCUGUUGGAAACCCGAAGGACUUAUUUGAGGAGUGCCUAAUGGCCCAAGACUUGGACACAGCUGCCUCCUACCUUAUUAUUCUACAGAACAUGGAAGUUCCAGCAGUUAGCAGACAGCAUGCCACUCUUCUGUUUAACACUGCUCUGGAGCAAGGGAAGUGGGACCUUUGUCGUCACAUGAUCAGAUUUCUUAAAGCCAUUGGCUCUGGAGAAUCAGAGACACCCCCAGCAACACCUACACCUCAGGAACCCAGCCCAAGUGGUGGCUUUGAGUUUUUCAGACAUCGUAGCAUUAGUUUAUCCCAAUCAGGAGAAAAUCUUCCAUCUAGCAAAUUUAACCUACAAAAAACACUAAGCAUGCCCUCUGGCCCAUCUGGAAAAAGGUGGAGUAAGGACAGUGACUGCGCUGAGAACAUGUACAUUGAUAUGAUGCUUUGGCGACAUGCUCGGCGCCUGCUGGAGGAAAUAAGGCUUAAAGACCUAGGCUGCUUUGCUGCACAGCUGGGCUUUGAGCUUAUUGGCUGGCUGUGUAAGGAGCGAACCAGAGCUGCGCGUGUGGAGGACUUUGUGAUUGCUUUGAAGAAGCUCCACAAGGAUUUCCUCUGGCCAUUCCCUGUCAUCCCAGCUUCAUCCAUUAAUUCACCCUUCAAGAAUGGAAAGUACAAGACAGCUGUUGGAGAGCAGCUGCUGAAGUCCCAGUCAGCAGACAGCUUUUUAAACAUGGAAAUGGAUACUGGGGUUCCAAGUGCACCACGAAGUCACAGCUGGCUCGGCACGAUCAGCUUAUCCCAGAGAGAGAUGGACACAGCUUCGUCCCAUGGACCUCACAUGCAGGAGGCAUUCCUCUCGCCUUUGUUAAAUAAAGGUGACGAGUGUAGCAUUGGUUCAGCAACAGACCUGACAGAAACAAGCUCUAUGGUGGAUGGUGACUGGACCAUGGUGGACGAAAACUUCUCUGGCUUAAGUCUGACGCAGUCAGAGCUGGAACACAUCUCUCUGGAACUGGCCAGCAAAGGGCCGCACAAGUCGCAAGUUCAGCUACGGUAUUUACUGCAUAUCUUCACAGAAGCAGGGUGUUUGGACUGGUGUAUUGUGAUAGGACUUAUUCUCAGAGAGUCUUCAGUCAUCAACCAGGUUUUUAGUAUAAUGCAAACCUCUGAGAUUGAUGGAGAGAUCUGGCAAAAUAUCAAGACUGGCCUGCAUGCUGUAGACAGAUGGGCUUCCACAGACUGCCCCGGUUACAAGCCAUUUCUAAAUGUCCUCAAGCCACAGCUACAGAAGUUAAGUGAGAUAACAGAAGAGCAAGUGCAGCCUGAAGCUUUUCAGCCAGCAAAUCCUUCUAAGACUGCAGAACAAAGCAGCCCAAGGGCAGAAGAAAGCAGGAGUUCAGCUAGCCACAGUGCUAGCCCGCAGAGUGAUGGCAGCAGCUGCAGUGUAAGCAGACAUGAAGAGGACACAUCUAGGACAGAGGAGAACGAUCCUUUCCAGGAGGGCAGUUAUGACUGCACAGUGUCUUAGCAAGAUUUUUGUUGGAGGAUGACAAAGGUAAAUAUCCAAAUAUCAAGCCUGGGAAGAAGCAGACCAGCUUUCAGGCCUACUUUUACAUUCACUGAAUAAAGAAUUUAACUCGCAUCCAUGGAUGACAAUAAUGCAACUAAUAAGCAGUUACAUUUCAAACAGCUGCAAAGGGAAACAUGAAAAUACUUGGUUUCAUUGUAGAGGUGUGGAUUGGACUGGUUCUUUCUUUCCCUGGAUAGUAAACUUGCUAUUUUUGGACUGUAGUACUGGCUAUUGCAAAAGGACAGUAAUUUAUAUCAAUACAUAGGUACAUUUAUUACAGUUUUGGUUGUUGGUCCCUUUGCCACUUACCUUGAAGAUUCUUUUAGAUGAGUGUCUGCGUAAUAGGGCAUGGCUGGAGAAGACUUUUGUAAUUAUUAUCAGCCUGCCUGUGUUUUCUUAUGACUUUAAAUAUGAAUUCUCCAGUGAAGCUAGUUAGACACUGACUGUGUACGCUCUAAUUGGCUUGAUCAAAAUGUUUCCUAGAUUGUUUGAUAUCACCAAAAUAUUUUGUAUUAAAGACCUGUAAAAUAGUGUAUGUUUUUGUGAAUACUCUUGUAUAAAAUAUUCAAGGCUAAUGCUUUGGGGAACUACCAUAUUUAAAGGUACCUAUGUGUAUUCUGCAUGUUUAGAGGCAACUAGUACAAUUUUAAGCAAAGUUGCACUUCCUUCUGGAUGAGGCACACUUUCACUGAUCUGUCAGAGUGGUGACAUUUUAUUAGUGGCCUAACUUGUACCAUUGGCCACUCGAAACAGAUCCUACAAUUAUGUAGACUACCGAAGGUUAUUUAUUUCACUUGUAAAUUCCUUUCUGGAAGAUGGAUUUUUAAUGUAAAUAGAAUCACUUAUCAUGUACUCUUGUUACUAAAUUUUAGUAAUGUAAACAGUGCAUACUGAAACAUUUUCCAAACAUUUUAUAAUGUGCAUACCUGUAACUAAGACUAUUUUAAACUUUCAUACAAUGCUAUGAGAAGCUGGCUGCAAAAGUCUGUUGCUUUGAGGUACUUAUUUUUUCUAGCCACUGUCCCAAUGUAAUAUUAAAUACCUGUAACAGUAUUAAUUUAGAUAUUCAGCUUGUUUGUACUGUGCAAUCUGAACAAAAGAAUGCAAAACAUUACUUUUUAUACAGAAUUAACUAGUUUAUUUUUUAUAACAUCACUGAUUACUGACAUGGACCAAAUUAGUUAUCUUACAUAAUUCCAUCUCCUGCCAGUCUCCCCAUGCAGCUACUAAAGUACAAAUCCAUUCAAAGUCUGACCUAAAUGUGAAGAUCAUUCACAAGAAGUUGAAAUAAAUGACUGGUUACACAUUUGCUUACCUGUAUUUGUGUUAAGGACCAAGGUAAUACAGAAAACGACUGUAGUUACUUUACUGUGGUCUUAGCUGUAAGACCAUAUAACCAGUACAAGUGCAAUAAGUUCUGGUAUUUCCUAGAGGGCUGGAACCUAUUGGUAAUUCUAUGCAGAGCUUCCAUUUGAUUUAAGUUCCAACUUUUUAAACUCACAGCAGAUGCAAAGAGGUCCUGUCUUGCCGAAUGGUACCAUUUUUAAAUUUAGUUUUCAUUGUAGCUACUGAAUACGUGUUUCAUACUGCUAGCAGUUUGCUGAAAUACGUUGCAUCUUCAAAUUAGGACUUGUAAAAAUAAACAGUUUACUGUGAAAAGACCUCCAACCCACUACUGUGGUAAUUAACAACAUCCCUUUUAUCUUACAAAAAGUCAAAUGAGGUUUUGAAACUAAGUUCCCCUGCAGUGUUUAAAAACCGAAAUUACAUAGCACUAAGAACCGUGAUUUCUUAUUUAUAUCUUGUUCAAUAGCUAAGGAAGAGGGACUCUUACUGCUAUAAUCAGAGCCACCAUUUUAAAACAUUUCUACAACACAAGCAGCCUUGCAAAGGGAUGAUUAACCUGUUCCUCUCAAGCCAUAGUGUAAGAUUAAUACCUUAUAGUUGAGUCCUUCCACAGUUUGGCAUUUUGGUAUUUUCAGGGGAGUUCUUCUGCCAUGCUGUCUGUCGUGUGAACACCUAAUGUGAGGCAGAUACCUCACAACCAUUCUGUGUAAUGAGGUUGGUAGUGCAGGCCAAUUUGAAGUGAAUUAAACAAUUACACUUUUUGGGUAAAA